Messenger RNA from Photinus pyralis (common eastern firefly), 2716 nucleotides. Its product is annotated as putative sodium-dependent multivitamin transporter. Gene Ontology annotation, biological process: sodium ion transport; transmembrane transport. NCBI's taxonomy places the organism in Eukaryota, Metazoa, Arthropoda, Insecta, Coleoptera, Lampyridae. The transcript has 11 exons. Gene Ontology annotation, cellular component: membrane. The record is from RefSeq and is a predicted model, not a curated record. The coding region runs from base 393 to 2132 and encodes 579 amino acids. Gene Ontology annotation, molecular function: symporter activity.
GAAGCAUUUGAGUAUUUAAUUGAGACUUUUAAAUUAUAAAAAGUGCGGUCAGUAAAAAAUUUAAACAGGCAAUGGUUGAAUGACCGAGUGGUUUGACAUACUUUGAUACGCUUGUUAAUGAGCAAUUUAAACUAAACGCGAGUUUGGUUUACUUUCACUUUGAUAAAUGCAAUUUUAGUUAUUUCCGAAAAAAAUGCGUGCACGUAGAUUAGAUAUAAAUUCUAUGUUCAAGUACCUGCAUAUAAACGGUUAAGUUAAAGGUUUAGUUAUUACUAAUUGAGGUGAGUUUCCUGUGUUCUUUUUCUUCGCCACCCCAUUCAACAAUUAAUAUAACAAGUUUUCGCGGAUAAAAUUAAGGGCUCCAACCAUUACUGGAUGAUCGAGUGGCGAAAAUGGGUGAGCAUGUAUUUUUCCUUGGUAUCUGGGAUUAUGUGGUGAUAUCUGGAGUCUUACUCAUAUCAGCGGGAGUCGGAAUAUACUAUCACUUUACAGGAGGCAAGCAGAACACUGUUAAGGAGUAUUUGUUUGCCAAUAGGGACAUGCAUGUAGUACCAGUUGCAUUUUCGUUAAUGGCAUCUUCAUUAUCUGCAGUUACCAUAUUAGGUGGUGUUAGUGAGAGUUAUACGUACGGUAUUCAACAGACUGUAUUAAAUUUGGCAGUCAUUCUUUUUGGGCCUCUUUUUUCGUAUACAUAUAUGCCUGUAUUUUUUCGUUUACAACUAACGAGUGUGUACGAGUACUUGGGAAAGAGAUUUGGGAUGGUAGCAAGACUUACUGGCUCCCUUACGUAUACCAUUCUAACGACUAUCCAGUCAGGAAUGGUCUUGUAUGCACCGGCUCUUGCCUUAGAUGCCGUUACUGGAAUAUCGAAAAAUGUUGCGAUCUUAAGUCUAGGUUCAGUAUGUACUUUUUAUUCAACUAUUGGUGGCAUGAAGGCUGUAAUUGUAACAGACGUACUUCAGACGCUACUCAUGGUUGCAGCAGUAACUUGCGUACCGAUACAUGCAAUACUGACAACAGGAAGCUUUUCAGAAAUUUGGAGAAUCGCAGAGGAAGGGAACAGAACGAGUUUGUUAAAUUUUGACAUCGAUCCUACAAUUCGAUAUUCUUGGUUUUCGUUAAUAAUAGGUGGUGGAGUACUAUAUCUGUCAUUGAGUUGUACCAAUCAAUCGCAGAUACAGAGAUACUUAUGCGUUAAGGAUUUAAAGAGUGCACGUCAGGCAGUUUAUUUAAGGAUACCUAUAUCAGUAGGCCUUAAUGUUAGCGCAAUAUUUACUGGAUUGGUGAUUUACGCCAGGUAUUACCAAUGCGAUCCUAUUGCUAAUCAAAGUAUUAGAUUCUCCGACCAGUUACUUCCCUACUACGUCGUUCAGACGAUGGGACACAUUCCUGGAUUGAGCGGUCUUUUUAUCGCUGGUAUAUUCAGUGCUGCACUUUCCACUUUGUCGUCUUCGUUGAAUUGCUUAGCAGCGGUAACAUUGGAAGAUUACUUUAAGCCCAUUUAUUUCAAAGCUACGGGCCGAAACCCUCCAAACGAUAAGUUAUCUUUAUACAGUAAAAUCAUAUCCUUGGUUUUUGGAUUUAUUUGCAUAGGAUCAGCAUGCUUGGCGCAUAUGUUAGGCGGCCUUAUGCAAUCUACCGGAUCUUUUAUUGGUAUUCUUGGGGGACCGCUUCUUGCAUUAUUUAGUUUAGGUAUGUUUACGAGAAGUGCCAAUCAGAAGGGAGCGAUGACGGGAUUUGUUGCUGGAAUUGCGCUUUGUUGUUGGGCUGCAUUUGGUGGCCCAAGACCACCCUUGCCGAAACUGCCUGUACAAGUAAGUGGUUGCAACGAAACCAUUUCCGUGCGCCCCACAUCGCACCCAAAAUUAGACGACCGGGAGUAUUUUUGGCUAUACCGUUUGUCAUAUAUGUAUAAUGGUGUAAUUGGUUUUUUAUGCACGUUUGUAGUGGGAAUUGUAUUAAGUAUAAUAUGUAACAAAGUUGCCGGACAGACGCCUAAAGUGGAUUCUAAUUUACUUGCAACAUUGACGUUCAACACGAAGAGAAAAGUUAAUAACCAUAAAACUGAGGUGGGAGAAGCUCUUUUACACCAAGGUAUACAAAAUGGGCGUAAAGUGAAAGGAUCGUUCUAACAAGCGAAUGAAGCGACCGAGAGUUUCUCUCAAAAAACAACAAUAUGGUGGUUGGUAAAUUUUCAUCAUCGUCUAGCUCGCACUCUUCCAUAUUGUCACAUCGGUCCGGAUUACUUUCCCACAUUUCAGUACACCGGAGCCCAUUUGACUGACAUGUACAUGAAGGAGAGCAACGCUUUUUCGAGCAUUAGCAGCGACAAAGUUCCACGAUAAGCUCUGGUGCACAGGGGUUGGUACAAGCAACAGGUUCAUAUGCAUUCCCUACUCUGUACCAUCUAUAAUCUAACAAUGGUGGAUUUUUGGGAUGCUGAAUUAGGUCCUGAUUCCACUGAUAACACUCAAGGUGAGCCCUUAGAAAUGUCGAAUCCAAUGCAGAUCCUGUUGGAGGAACAUUCUCAUCCUGAUAUUGUUUUUGUGUAAACAACAUCUAUCGUAGAGCUCCUACGUCGGUGAGUGUUGUUGGGGAUAUAAACCAGGCAAAUGAAAGCUUUCAAGUUAGUCCUAACAUCUUCAUUGAGUGACACUGUGGCCCCCAAUUGAGACUACUACCACUACUUUAUUUUACCUUUGCCAGCAAAUGAUUC